Scophthalmus maximus (turbot) is the source of this 4223-nucleotide messenger RNA. RefSeq names its product anoctamin-4. The transcript has 29 exons. The coding region runs from base 126 to 3566 and encodes 1146 amino acids. Gene Ontology annotation, cellular component: plasma membrane. Lineage: Eukaryota; Metazoa; Chordata; Actinopteri; Pleuronectiformes; Scophthalmidae. The record is from RefSeq and is a predicted model, not a curated record. Gene Ontology annotation, molecular function: protein dimerization activity; chloride channel activity. Gene Ontology annotation, biological process: chloride transmembrane transport.
CAGCAGUGUGCGGUGGGUGGAGUUAAAGAUGCCGCGGGCACCGCUCGGAGAAGUUGACGCCCUCACACGCGGCGAAAGCCGUGCGUAAUAACAGGUGUGGCCGCCGCCGCCGCCGGUGAGGAAGGAUGCUCGAGCAUGAGGCGGGAGGUGCGGACAUGCGGCUGGUCCGUCGGAUGGGCGCGGGUAUGAAGAUCCAGGCCGGCGGCGAGCAGACGGGCUGCAGCAGGGUCGGCGAAGCCCAGGACAACCAGCUGAUGUGUUCGCAGUGUCAGGACGAGUCGGUGCGGGUUUGUCCGGGGAGUCCGCGCAGUCCCCGUCGCGCCGUCGCGACGCGCCUGUCGUCCGGAUCCGCAGACCGCGAGCCCAGCAGUAGCAGCUACAAUGCCUCUUCAGGGACUUUCUACAGCUGCGUCAGUCAAAUCACCAUCGGGUUCGAGCUCGGGGGUCAAGUGGCUAUCGGGUUCUCCCACUGGAAGAGUCCUUUCCCGGCGAGCGGGCACAAUCUCCCCAGUCCGGACUGCGUUCACUCUGAGGCCUCCGCCGUCCCGCCCGUCGGCGAGCACCACGAGCCCGUGUCCUGCCCGGCGUCGCUGUCCAUCACCCCGCUGCCCACGUACAGCGCGAGCCAGGAGACGCUCUGUGACAGCAGCACGAGUGUGAGUUUAUCUCUACAUGAGUCUGAGCCCCAGCGGCGGAGCCCCCACCGACGCAGAGUCCCGCCGCUGCCCUCGGCCUCCGGGUACCAGGCGGCGGACCGACCUCUCGUCUUCCCCUCCUUCGGUAAAGCAGACACCAUGGAGGAAUCCUCUGCUGAAGCGCCGGACUCCAGCACUCAAGAUAAUGCGCCCCCCCUCGCCGUGAAGGACGUUAAUGUACUGCUGGAGAGGCAGAGGUCAGAGGGCGUCAGCAGCCCAUCCAGGGACGACGACUCCACCCUGCUGAACCCGGGCACCCACAGCAGCAUCCUUGACGACAACACAAAGUCGGAUGCUGCUCCCUCAGAGGGGAGGGGUAAGUCAAGCGGCCUUUGCUUCAGCGAUGGGAAGAGUCGCAUCGACUACAUCCUGGUGUACAGGAAGUCCAACACGCAGUCAGAGAAGAGGGAGGUGUUUGAGCGGAAUAUCCGCGCUGAGGGCUUACAGAUGGAGAAGGAGGCUUCCCUCACGAACAGCGACGUCAUCUUUCUGAAGCUUCACGCGCCGUGGGAUGUCCUCUGUCGCUACGCAGAGCUCAUGAACAUUCGCAUGCCUUUUAGGAGGAAAAUCUUUUACAUGCAGCGACGGCAAAAGUUCAUGAGCAGGAUGGAGAAGCGCAUCAACAAAUUCCGUGGCUGGCUUCCCCGCAAGCCCAUGAAGUUCGACAACAACACUCUGCCCGACUUGGAGGAGAACGAGAGCUUCACCGCCCCCUUCAGUCGCUCAAGGAUACAUCAUUUCAUCAUCCACAACAAAGACACUUUUUUCAACAACGCCACCAGAAGUCGCAUCGUCCACCACAUCCUCCAGCGAGUCAAAUACGAGGACGGAAAAAAUAAGAUGGGGGUUAAUCGACUUUUGAGCAACAGCUCGUAUGAAGCAGCUUUCCCUCUUCACGAGGGGAGCUACCACAGUAAAAACUCCAUCAGAACGCACGGAGCAGAGAACCAUCGGCACCUGCUGUACGAGUGUUGGGCCUGGUGGGGGGUUUGGUACAAGUACCAACCACUGGAUCUCAUCAGGAGGUAUUUCGGGGAGAAGAUCGGCCUGUACUUCGCCUGGCUCGGCUGGUACACUGGGAUGUUGUUUCCUGCCGCCCUGGUCGGCCUCCUGGUGUUCCUGUACGGCCUCUUCACUCUGGACCACUGCCAGGUCAGUAAAGAAAUCUGCCAGGCCACUGACAUCAUCAUGUGUCCCAUCUGUGACCAGUACUGCCCCUACCUGAGACUGUCCGACAGCUGUAUCUACGCCAAGGUCACCCAUCUUUUCGACAACGGGGCAACCGUUUUCUUCGCCGUAUUCAUGGCUGUCUGGGCCACGGUCUUCCUGGAGUUCUGGAAAAGACGCAGAGCCGUCCUCGCUUACGACUGGGACCUCAUCGACUGGGAGGAAGAGGAGGAUGAAAUACGCCCUCAGUUUGAGGCCAAAUACUCCAAGAAGGAGAGGAUGAACCCCAUAUCUGGGAAGCCUGAGCCUCACCAAGCCUUCACCGACAAAUACAGUCGCCUUGUCGUCUCAGCAUCCGGGAUCUUCUUCAUGAUACUGGUGGUGAUUGCCGCUGUGUUUGGCAUUGUCAUUUACCGCGUGAUCACCGUCAGCACCUUUGCCGCCUUCGGCUGGGCUCUCAUCAGGAACAACUCUCAGGUGGCGACCACGGGCACGGCAGUCUGCAUCAACUUCUGCAUCAUCAUGCUCCUCAACGUGCUCUAUGAAAAAGUUGCUCUUCUUCUGACUAAUUUAGAGCAGCCAAGGACGGAGUCAGAGUGGGAGAACAGCUUUACUCUCAAGAUGUUCCUUUUUCAGUUCGUCAACCUCAACAGUUCAACUUUCUACAUCGCCUUCUUUUUGGGGAGGUUUACAGGCCGACCUGGUGCAUAUCUACGCCUCAUCAAUCGCUGGAAACUGGAAGAAUGCCACCCCAGCGGCUGUCUCAUUGACCUCUGCCUGCAGAUGGGGAUCAUCAUGGUGCUAAAACAGACCUGGAAUAACUUUAUGGAGCUCGGCUACCCGCUGAUCCAGAACUGGUGGACGCGGCGGAGGCUGAGGCGAGAGCAUGGACAGCACGCCAAGGCCAGCUUCCCUCAGUGGGAGAGGGAUUACAACCUGCAGCCAAUGAAUGCCUACGGACUCUUUGACGAAUACUUGGAGAUGAUUUUACAGUUCGGCUUCACCACCAUCUUCGUGGCAGCGUUCCCCCUGGCCCCUCUCUUAGCGCUGCUCAACAACGUCAUUGAGAUCCGUUUAGACGCCUACAAGUUUGUCACACAGUGGCGGCGACCUCUGCCUUCACAAGCCAAAGACAUAGGGAUCUGGUAUGGCAUUCUGGAAGGCAUCGGCAUCCUGUCCGUCAUCACCAAUGCCUUUGUCAUUGCCGUUACCUCAGACUUCAUCCCUCGCCUUGUUUACGCCUACAAGUAUGGACCUUGUGCCGGUCAGGGCCGAGCAGGGGAAGGAUGUAUGAUGGGUUACGUCAACGCCAGCCUCUCAGUGUUCCGGGUGUCCGACUUUGAGAACCGAUCGCAGCCCAUGACUAAUGGCUCUGAGUUUAUUGGGGAAGCUGUGAAGUACUGCAGGUACCGUGACUACAGGGAGCCUCCGGAUUCUGCCGAGCCCUACUCCUACACUCUGCAGUUCUGGCACGUCCUGGCAGCCCGACUGGCGUUCAUCAUUGUCUUUGAGCACAUGGUCUUCGCCAUCAAAACCCUGAUCGCGUACCUGAUCCCAGACCUUCCCAAGGACCUGCGGGACCGCAUGCGUAGGGAGAAAUACCUUAUCCAGGAGAUGAUGUAUGAGGCUGAGCUGGAGAGACUGCAGAAGGAGAAGAACGAGAAGAAGAAGAAAGUUCGGGCCCACCACAAGGAAUGGCCCUGAACACGCCACGCUGGUGCAACCAGACGUUUGGAAAAAAAUACAGUUUUUCAGCUGGAGUUUGGUUUUUCCAUGCACAGUGAAAAGAAAGCGAAGAGUGCUGGGUUUCCUGCAUGAUACUGGACCCUCAUACUUCCCUCCUGCUUCUGCCACGUCAGACCAGCACCUCCAAGUGGACAGCUGAUGACCUGCACCCAGCAGCGUCGCAGUGGCCCCGGAGCCCUCUUGAGUGUGUCUCGCUCUUGAACAUUCGGCAGCAGGUUUUGCAACAUGUUUUGUUUUUUUUUUUUCUUUCUCUCUCUGGAUGGUUUCGGCCACACAGCGUAUGUCUUCAGAUCCUGAAUAUAGGUUUCAAGCAAGGCUCGACUUUUACGGAUUUCUUCUUUCAGAACGUGAAAAUAACUCUGCUGAGCUUACUGAAUGACAAAACCCUGUUUACAUUUCUCCUUGUCUGAGGAGUUCACAUUUUUGCUUUAUUGUAAAUAGAGAUAUUAAUGAUAAUGAAUGUCAGGCCCUCUGCUCUGCUGUAGUGCAAUGAAAAUACAAGUUAAGAGUCUAUUAUAUCCAAGCUGUGGCUGUGUCCACAGUUUGCUUACAUUGGAAAUGCAUUUGAACUUAGAUUGAUAACUGCAGUAAUAAAAAUUAUUUAUUGUAAAGAGA